Molecule: messenger RNA, 1410 nt
Organism: Eublepharis macularius
Lineage: Eukaryota; Metazoa; Chordata; Lepidosauria; Squamata; Eublepharidae
Product: primary amine oxidase, lung isozyme-like
Exons: 2
Coding region: 1-1410 (469 amino acids)
Biological process (GO): amine metabolic process
Cellular component (GO): plasma membrane
Molecular function (GO): copper ion binding; primary methylamine oxidase activity; quinone binding
Source: RefSeq, a predicted model, not a curated record
AUGGUACAAGUGAAGAAGUACUUGUGGAACAACUUGGGGGUGCCAUUAGUAGAGCCCCUUGAAGCCAAGCCAUCUGACAACUGCAUCUAUUCCAUUGUUCUUCAGCUUCCCCCCAAAGCAGAGGUGCUGGAAUUCCUGGAUUACCAAGGGAGAGAGCCUACACGACAAGCUCUGGCUGUGGUCCAUUUUGGAAACCAAGAGGACCCAAAUGUCACUGAAUAUGUAGUGGGUCCUCUUCCAAAGCCAACAUAUCACCAAGAUAUCACAGUGCAGAAGUAUGGAGGGAAGCUGCCAUAUUACCGAAGAUUUUUUUUGAGAAGUGAACGAGAAGAAAUGGUUAUUCUCUUGAGCAAGGAAUAUCCUAAAGCUCAAAACUUUAUGUACAGGAUACUUGACUAUAAUGGAAGUAACCUUGUUGGAGUCCCUGCUGUGCCACCAGGUUUUAAAUCAGGAGACAGGAAAAUAUGGAUAGGUCAUUGUCAGAAAGUAUCUGGUUUUUAUUUGCAUCCAGUUGGAUUGGAUGUGGAGGUAGAUGCUAGCAGCUUGAAUACUUCUGAGUGGAAAGUGCUGAAUGUGUUCUAUAAUGGACAGUACUUUAAGGGCAUGGAUGACCUUGAAAGGCAAUUCAACCAGGGCCGUGUUAAAGUGGUCAAAGUAAAGGAGGCGCCUCUUGAUGGGGGAUACUCGUCACUGAAACCAAGAGUCCCACCUGAGCGGCCAGGCCCUUUGCAAUAUGAACCUCGUGGUCCACGCUACUGCAUCAGGAACAACCAAGUCACCUUCAUGUCUUGGAGUUUUGCCUUCGGAAUGGAAGUCAACAGAGGGCCACGGAUCUUCGACAUUAGGUUUGAGGGUGAGCGGAUUGUCUAUGAGUUAAGUGUGCAAGAUGCGACUGCCCUCUAUGGCUCCAAUAGUCCAGGGGCAAUGAUUACCAGGUACAUGGACCUAAGCUUUGCCCUUGGGAAAGGAACUUCCACACUCACCCAGGGCAUUGAUUGUCCUUACUUAGCUACCUAUUUGGACAGCCACUAUUUCCUUGAUUCUUCAUUACCUGUCACACACAAAAAUUCUAUCUGCAUCUUUGAGCAAAAUUCCGGGAUUCCAAUACGACGCCAUUAUGACCAGCUACUCCGUGCAUUUUAUGGAGGGGUGGUUGAUUCAGUUCUGGUCUUCCGAUCCAUUUCUACAAUGGGUAACUAUGACUAUAUCUGGGAUUUUGUGUUUCAUCAAAAUGGAGCUGUUGAAGUUAUAGUGCAUGCCACUGGGUACAUUCAGACUUCUUUAUUCUUUGGUAACGCCUCAGAUUUUGGAAACAGGGUUGAAGAGUUGUUACUGGGAACAAUGCACACUCACAAUAUUCAUUACAAAGCAGACUUGGACACUGGAGAACUGGAUCUGCUGAGUGUUUGA